Gilbertella persicaria is the source of this 1009-nucleotide messenger RNA. RefSeq lists its product as uncharacterized. Lineage: Eukaryota; Fungi; Mucoromycota; Mucoromycetes; Mucorales; Choanephoraceae. Bases 226 to 738 code for a protein of 170 amino acids. The transcript is spliced from 2 exons. The record is from RefSeq and is a predicted model, not a curated record.
CUCAUUGACUUUGAGCUAAUUUGUAUGCAGCAAUUUAUGACUCGUGGCGCACCUUAAUUUGCCCUUGCUUCUUAAGUAUCUUCUAGACUUUUACUAGAGAUUUAGUUCUUUAUCAUGACGCAUAUCAUUUGAUUUAAGGUUGUCCUACCAUAAAAUGAUGAACAGUGCACAUCUUUGUGAUAUCAUAAAUUAGCUUUUCUCUUUCUUUUUUUUAUCUUAAAUAUCAUGUUGAAUCAUAUCAAACACUACUUGUACAAGAACCAUAAAGAACAGGAUGAACCCAAUUGGCAACAACAAAGGAACCAUCAUGUAAGGAAUUGGCUUUCGGGUCUUUCAAAAUCCAAUUCAGAGAAUCCAUCUUUUUGGAACAAAAGUCAGCAACAAAGACAAUACAUGCAAGAUCAAGCCAAACUAUUUCAUCAUGAUUUACAUCGGCAAAGAAGUCUAUCCUCUUUAAUCCAUCAAGGAAACUAUAGAAGACAACGAUCUUUAUCAUUGCCUGGUAGAUAUCCGCAACAAGAACAGUAUCAUUUCUUACGCGAUAAUGUGAGAAAUCAGUUUGUCUAUCCUCUUGUUAAUGCUGCUACUGAUGCUAUGAUGCAUUAUGGGCACCCUUAUUAUUAUCAACAGAACAUGUAUGAUGGCUAUUAUCAGUAUCCUCCAUACUAUUAUCAGCCAGAUGCCUAUUAUCAUCGCCAUCAUGCUAGUUAUCCACAAACAAGUUUGUAUAGAUCAUAAUAAAUGCUGAGUUAUUUCACAGGAACAGCAGAAAAAUAAGAUUGAAAAAAAAAUGAAUGGGUAAACAGUUGUUCUGAUGUAAAGGUAUCUUCAGGAUUUCUACAAGAAGUUAGUGCAUAUUACACGAUUGUGCAACCUUUUGCAAAAGGGAGUUUUUUUUUAACUUGUACUUCUAAAUUUGAAUAGCAUCAGAACCCUUGAAGGCCCUUUAAAUGGACAUUAAUGAUUUUUUUAACUAUAUGUGUAGCAGCAACAAACUGACUGUUUUUUC